Messenger RNA from Anoplophora glabripennis (Asian longhorned beetle), 2693 nucleotides. RefSeq names its product calcium/calmodulin-dependent protein kinase kinase. Gene Ontology annotation, biological process: positive regulation of protein kinase activity; protein phosphorylation; intracellular signal transduction. Bases 72 to 1994 code for a protein of 640 amino acids. The transcript has 9 exons. Lineage: Eukaryota; Metazoa; Arthropoda; Insecta; Coleoptera; Cerambycidae. Gene Ontology annotation, cellular component: cytoplasm. Gene Ontology annotation, molecular function: calmodulin binding; ATP binding; calcium/calmodulin-dependent protein kinase activity. The record is from RefSeq and is a predicted model, not a curated record.
UACUCGUCUUUCCAGUUAGCUGGCUAUCGGUUCUAAUUGUCGUUCGCCAUUCGCGCCAGUGAUCACAGAGCAUGGACGCCAAAGCCUGCCCGAAACUAUGGCAAGACGGCUGUGCUUGUCGCAAGACCAGAGCGCCGAAAAUAGGAGAUAUUCCAAGGCACACGGCAGUAGACGUCGACUUGAAACCCAAAGAACUAGACACCUUCGGCCCCAAAACUAACGCCUUCUCGCCGACCUACCCGAAAAUACACGCGCCCCCCAGCGAUGUGGCGCGAGCGCAAGUCGAACUAGCCCGAUCCUUACAGGAAAUCGCCAAGUUGCCGCCCGCACAACCCAGGUACGAUGUGACACGGAUGCUGGCCGAGGGUAACCGAACGCCAGCCGAGACCGCCCGAGCGCACAAGGAACCAGUCGAGGUGGCACGGAGACGCCAAGAAGUAGCGAGGCCGAAAACCGACGACGUCAGCCGAUCCGAACCGAACCAAUUUGAACCUGUGAUAUUAAACUCAGUGCCUUCCGUUCAGCGUCAGUGCGAGGAUAUCUCGAGCAUGCACGUGAAGGAUGUCAAUCCCAAGAUGCUCAUCCAGUCGAAGUCUUUGGCCGCGAUGGAACCGAACCGACCCAUAUUCCCGAAUUGUCAGUUUUCGCCGUACAACAGCCCCACGAACAGUCCGAGGAGCAACAGGAAGAGGCAGCCGUUGAAGGAGUCGAGGAGAGUGAGCAUAGAGAAGUCCGGGACUUACCUCCAGCUCAACCAGUACAAGCUGAUGGACAGCAUCGGGCAGGGAUCUUACGGCAUUGUCAAGUUGGCUUACAACGAAGAAGACGACACGCACUAUGCCAUGAAGAUCCUCUCCAAGAAGAAACUCCUGAAGAAGGCGGGCAUGUUCGGCAGGCUGCCGCCCCGCAAGGAGGGCCGUUCCACCCUGUCCCCCAUAAACCACCCCCUGCAGAAGGUAUACAGAGAAAUAGCCAUCCUCAAGAAGCUGGACCACCCCAACGUGGUCAAGCUGGUGGAAGUGUUGGACGAUCCGGAUGAGGAUCACCUCUACCUGGUCUUCGAGCUCUUGGAACGGGGGCAGGUCCUCGAGGUGCCCACCCAGACGCCCCUGGACGAGGAAAAGGCCUGGGGGUACUUCCGGGACGUUGUACUGGGGAUAGAAUACUUGCAUUACCAACGGAUCAUCCACAGAGAUAUAAAGCCAGCCAACCUCCUUCUAAGCGAGUUUGGUAGACUACAGAUUGCCGAUCUUGGUGUUUGCAACGAGUUCCACGGUAGUGAUGCCUUUCUUUCGGGCACCGCUGGAACGCCAGCUUUCACUGCUCCCGAGGCCUUAGACGAACGAAGACAGUCGGGAUUCAGCGGGAGAGGUACGGAUAUUUGGUCAAUGGGGGUCACGCUGUACGCCUUCGUUUACGGUCGAGUGCCGUUCUUCGACGAGAACAUCAUCGGCCUGUAUUCCAAGAUAAGGAUGCAGCCCGUGGAGUUCCCGGAGAAGCCCAAGGUUUCCGAGGACCUUAGGGACCUGAUCAGGAAGAUGCUGGUCAAGGAUCCCAACGAGAGGAUAACACUGCCCGAAGUUAAGGAGCACCCAUGGGUGACCAAGAGUGGCGUUUACCCCCUGCCUUCGGAAGAGGAGAACUGCCAGCUGGUGGAGGUGACGGAAGAGGAUGUCGCGAGGGUGAUAACUUCGAUACCAAAGCUGGACACUUUGAUCCUCAUCAAGCACAUGCUCAAGAAGCAUUCGUUCCAGAAUCCCUUCCUGCACCGCCGGGACACCACCGUGGGCCAGACGGAAGCCCGCGCCUCGUCCGUGUCCGUGCCGAGGCAACACCUCAGCCGGUCCGGCAGGUCGAACUCGGCCCCCGGCAGUUACGACUGGCACCAGGAGAAACAGCUCAGCGUCGACCUCGAAUCCGUCGAGGAAGUCAUCACGGACCAGAGCACCGAAGAAACUCACGUGAAUGGCGUCCGAAGGGACGAGAAACGGUGAUAGGCUCCCGGCCGGUCCGCUCGAAUACGUUGAUGGGGCAUCACGUCGUCGUAUUGUCUAAAUUUUUACACGGUUCGCUCCGGAGGUGCGAGGAGUACACGAAAAGUUGGUCGGUCUUCGUUUACGUCCCUGAUCCGUUGUUUACUUCGUAGUAGUUCAAAUGUACCAAGGAGUAGUUCGAAUGUACCAAGUAGUUACUUGGAAUAUAAUAGUCGAAAGGUACCGACGUGUAGUCCGGAUAUAUCCGUGACUGUCUCGUGCACCUCCGGAUCGAACGGGGCGUGGAAUUCUCGUAGGAACGGGAAUAUUCGAGAGCUGUUUGUAAAUAAAUAGUCCAAUUUUUUUGGGCGACACAAUGCGUACGUUGCACUCGUAAGUAAUCUCGUAAUAUUAGCUAAUCCCCAACGCUGCUCUCUGUAGGCGUAAAACGGGCUGUAUUCGUAUACAGGUUGUUUGAUGAUUUUGCCGAUUGUGUUCGUGCUAGGAAAAAGUUUGUCUGUGUAUCAUUUUUAUUCUUUUUUUUUGUCCCGGCAGGGUUCGGUGUAGUUGUAGAGACUCCCUGUAUAUUGUUCGGUUGUUGACGUUUCUUGAACGGCGUGGUAAUAUUAUUUUUGUAGGUCGUAGGUUAUUUGUUUUAUAGUUCGGAUUAUUUUUUUAUGUUUACGACAAUUUUUUUUUUAAUAAAUUUUUUUAUCUUCA